ACCAAUUUUUUUUUUCCUCCUUCAUUUUGAAAAUAAAUAAACUUUGGAAACAAAAAUUCUCAGAGAGAAAACUCAGAGAGAGAGAGAAGGAGAAGAGGACGAAGACAGGUAGGAGGAGAGACAGAGAGGGAGAGAGGGACGACCGUUUUUGUCAACAGGGAGACAAAAGAGACGGAGACAACAAUGGCGGAGGAGAAUAGGGAGAAGCAGAAUGAAGAAGAGAGCGUUAAGGUUUUCGUCGGACAAAUACCGAGACAUAUGUCGGAAUCUCAGCUCCUUGCAUUGUUUCAAGAGUUCGCUGUCGUAGACGAGGUCAACAUCAUCAAGGACAAGAUCACACGCGCCUCUCGAGGAUGCUGUUUUGUGCAAUGUCCGUCGCGAGAGGAAGCAGAUAAGCUGGUCAAUUCUUGCCAUAACAAGAAGACAUUACCUGGUGCAGCUAGUCUAUUGCAAGUAAAGUAUGCAGAUGGCGAAUUGGAAAGGCUAGAGCACAAGCUUUUUGUUGGUAUGCUUCCAAAGAACGUCUCUGAAGCUGAACUUCUAUCUUUAUUCUCCAAGUACGGAGCCGUAAAGGAUCUACAGAUUCUUAGAGGCGCUCAGCAAACAAGCAAAGGCUGUGCUUUUCUUAAGUAUGAGACAAAAGAACAAGCUCUUUCCGCCAUGGAUGCCAUCAAUGGAAAACACAAAAUGGAGGGUUCAACCGUUCCUUUAGUUGUGAAAUGGGCAGACACAGAAAGGGAGAGACACACAAGAAAACUCCAAAAGGCUCAAUCCGACAUGGCUAGAUUAUCCAACGCUGAUCCAACAAACCCUUCAUUGUUUGGAGCAUUACCAAUGAGCUAUACUCCACCAUAUAACGGUUAUGGUUAUCAUCAAGCUCCUGGAACUUAUGGUUACAUGCUACCACCAAUUCAGAACCAAGGUAAUCACAACGCGUUGCAAAGAGCCUCACCUGACUCUUUACCACCUCGCUUGGCCCGGAGAAACUUUCCUUACAUGAGCUCUGGUUAUCCCCCUGUACGAGGUCUUCCUUAUCCAAUGUCUUAUCCUAGAGGGCUCAUGAGUCCUCGCCUUCUAAGUAACUCUCCUGGUUCCAUAUCACCUGGCGUUGCACACAGCAGCGGGUCAGCAACACCUUUGAGUUCCAUUGUUCAAACCGAAGGUCCGGAAGGUGCGAAUCUGUUUAUCUAUAACAUACCUCGUGAGUUUGGGGAUCAAGAACUCUCCGCUGCGUUUCAGCCUUUUGGUAUUGUUCUGAGCGCUAAGGUUUUUGUAGACAAAGCCACUGGCGCAAGCAAGUGUUUUGGUUUUGUUAGUUAUGACUCACAAGCAGCAGCUCAGAAAGCUAUUAACAUGAUGAAUGGUUGCCAUUUAGGUGGUAAGAAACUGAAAGUCCAGCUUAAGAGAGACAACAACAACAACAACAAUGGCCAACAUAAUAGUUAAAAACUCUAAGCCAUCCUCUCUGCAAAUAACAAUUUGUAAUUUAUGUGCAUUAUUGAAAUUUAUGUAAACAUUUUAUGAUUUAUUAACAUUAAAAUUCAUUGAA
This is a messenger RNA of Brassica rapa (field mustard), 1549 nucleotides long. Its product is annotated as RNA-binding protein BRN1. Gene Ontology annotation, cellular component: ribonucleoprotein complex. Gene Ontology annotation, molecular function: RNA binding. NCBI's taxonomy places the organism in Eukaryota, Viridiplantae, Streptophyta, Magnoliopsida, Brassicales, Brassicaceae. The record is from RefSeq and is a predicted model, not a curated record.